UUGGCUGUGUAUUUACCCACAUUUUUAUAUUUUUAGCUACUUAACGGGGUUCUGGUGCGUUUGCUGCGCUAAAGGCUUUUUUUUAAAGAGCGUUUUUAUAUGUCCGUGUUUGCCGUUCGGAUACUAUAAUUUAUCGUUGUUAGCAUCCGGCCAAUAUGUCGCUCUUCAGUGUGCAGGCGAGGAAGCACACGGCUUAUUACGACCACCUGAUGUCCACACCAACGUCCAGGACCAAGGAGCUCCGGAAGUUAUCUGACACGCCGGCAGACUCCACUUGUGAAGACACCAGGAAUAGCGAUACCAGCAGACACAUGAACAAGACCUAUGUCAUCUCUGCUGUAACGAAAUCCAACAGUGCCACGCGAACUCGUCUGACUCUCCAGAGAAGGUCCAGAAGGAAGACCGGUGAGCAUACCGUGGUUGACAGCGCUCAGAUCAGCAUCACUCCGGCUCCGGAGAAGAGGUUGACCUUGCAGCGAAGAAUCAAGAUUCCGGACCGGACUACUACGGCGCAUGUUGUCAACGGCCCCAACAUGACGUCUAAAGUUCUGAGUGAGCCAAAUGGACGGGUUCCGAGCGUAUACCGCUCCGCGAGUUUGAGGGACACAAAAGGGAAAGACACUAAAAGUCACGUGGGUCACUCUCAAACGCCAUCCUCGUCCUCGCACACCUGCACAGGUAAGCAACAAGCGGAGGACACGUUUAAGACCCCCACCAAACAGACCCAGUUCGGGAGAAUUGCAGCCAAAAGAGACGUGUUUGAAAAAUUGACCGCCAAAGAAGCCCCUAAACUAGUCGUAGCUAAAUCUGCGAGUCUUGAAAGAUCCAAAUCCAGAGUGCAGCAGCUUGUGGAGGUUCGACCUGUCCCUGCACCCCGAGGUGUCAAGACGAGUGGGACCAAGACAAACACAGCCCCGCUGGUCAAACUCGGUUCUACAAACAGAGAAGUGACCAGGAUUUCAUCCAACACUCAACCACCCCAGGAGUCCCAGUCCAAGAGCAGUGAGGCUGUGAAGGUCCAGGACUCAUUAAAGAUGGAGAACAGUGCUGUGACUGUGGCAGUACGUGUGCGUCCCUUUAAUGGAAGGGAGAUGGCAGAAAAGGCUGUUCAAGUGAUCUUCAUGAACGGCCAGGAGACUGUCGUCCAGCACCCUGUCUCUAAACAAACCCAUUCCUUUACCUAUGAUUUCUCCUUCUGCUCUGUGGACAAGACAGAUGACGCUUUUGCCAGUCAGAAAACUGUGUACGACACACUGGCCAAGCCACUGCUCCACCGGGCCUUCGAGGGAUUCAACACCUGCCUGUUUGCUUACGGACAAACGGGUUCCGGCAAAUCAUACACGAUGAUGGGCUUUGGAGAAGAGGCUGGAGUUAUACCCCGUUUCUGCCAGGAGAUGUUUUCCAAACUUGCCUCUAUGCAGACUGAUGAGGUAAAAUGUCAUGUUGAGAUGAGCUACUUUGAAGUUUAUAAUGAGAAAAUCCACGACCUCCUGGUGACCAGGGAUGAACCCAACCAGAGGAGGAUGCCUUUGAGAGUGCGAGAACAUCCUGUCCACGGACCAUAUGUUGCUGAGCUGUCUGCGAAUGUUGUUGCUUCUUACAACGACAUCAAGGGAUGGCUAGAGCUGGGAAACAAACAGAGAGCCACAGCUGCCACAGGAAUGAACGACAAAAGCUCCAGAUCACACUCCGUCUUCACGCUAGUUAUGACCCAAACUAAGACAGAGUAUGUGGAGGGCGAGGAGCACGACCACAGUAUAACCAGCCGGAUUAACUUGGUGGACUUGGCAGGGAGCGAGCGUUGUAACUCGGCACAGACCAGCGGGGACCGACUCAGAGAAGGAGCGAGCAUCAACAAGUCCCUGCUCACUCUGGGAAAAGUCAUCUCCGCUCUGUCAGAGCAAGCGCUGAGCAGGAAGAAGGUCUUCACUCCGUACAGGGAGUCUGUUCUUACAUGGUUGUUGAAGGAAAGCCUGGGCGGUAACUCCAAGACCGCCAUGAUCGCCACGUUGAGCCCGGCUGGCAGCAACAUGGAAGAAAGCCUGAGUACACUUCGCUAUGCUCAGCAGGCCAGGACCAUAAUAAACGUGGCAAAAGUCAACGAGGACACCAGCGCCAAGCUCAUAAGAGAACUGAAGGCAGAGGUGGAGAAGCUGAGAGCGGCUCAGAUGAGCGCUCAGGGCAUCGAACCAGAGCGUGUCCGACUCUUUCAACAGGAGAUCACCACCCUUAAGAACAGGCUUUGCCAGCAAGAAAGAGAAAUGCUCGAGGCCAACAGAGCCUGGAAAGAGAAACUGGAACAAGCAGAAAUUCGCAAACGAGAAGAGACUAAAGAGCUGCAGAAAGCUGGUGUUACCUUUAAAGUGGAUAAUCGCCUCCCCAAUCUUGUCAACCUGAAUGAGGACCCUCAGCUUUCUGAAAUGCUUCUGUACAUGAUCAAGGAGGGUCGAACCACAGUGGGCAAACUGAAGAGUGAGUCCAGUCAUGACAUCCAGUUGAGUGGAGCCCUGAUUGCUGAUCAACACUGCACCAUUACGAAUAUGAACGGCACGGUCAGCAUCAUUCCCAAGGACAAUGCCAAGACAUUUGUCAAUGGAAAUCUGAUCUCAGACACCACUGUCCUACAUCAUGGUGACCGUGUGAUUCUGGGUGGAGACCACUACUUUCGUUUCAACCACCCAGCCGAGGUGCAGUCUGGGAAAAGAGUUUCCUGCUGGACCGGCGCAGGCGACGGUCAAAAAGACUUUGAGUUUGCCAAAAACGAGCUGCUGUCUGCUCAAAGAGCUCAACUGGAAGCAGAAAUUGAAGAGGCCCAAGUGAAGGCGAAGGAGGAGAUGAUGCAGGGAAUCCAGAUGGCCAAAGAGGUCGCCCAGAAGGAGUUGUCUGACCAGAGGGCUCUUUACGAGGAGAGAAUUCAGGCCCUGGAGAGUGAACUGAACCAGGAAAAUGAGCGUAAGCGUCUGCAGGAGCUCCAGCAGCAGCGGGUGGCCAGUCAGAUGGAAGAACUGAAGAUGGCAAAGUUGGAGCUGGAGCAGGAAGUGGACAGCCACAAAAAACGCCUCCGCCUACAUAUGGAGGCGCAGGCAAUGGAAGAGCGCCGUGUGUGUCAGGCGAAGAUUGUUGAUGCUCUGGAAGCAGAGAAGAAAAAGAUCAGCAAAGAGCUGGAGGACAUUCAGAAGAAGAGGGCGAUGAGAGAAGUGAACGCUCCGAGAAAUGCUUGUUCUCAGUGGGAUGCCAUGAAACUUUCCUUGAUGAUCGAAGAGGCCAACAAAAUCAGUGCUAAACUCAAGAAGAAGACUGUUUUCAGCAGACACGAGAGUCCUACUGAAGACAAACCAGAAGGCCAAGAUGCACUCCAGGUCCGCGUCCAAAACACCAAAUUGGGCAUCUCGACAUUUUGGAGUCUGGAUAAAUUCCAGAACAACAUGGCAGCCAUGAGGGAGCUGGAACAGGGCGAUUCCACUUCUAAAGACGACGAUGUGUUUUAUGACCCUGGUGAUGAGUGGGAGCAAGAUAUAUCGGCUUCCUCUGCUUCCACAUCUUCCCUCUCCCGUCGAAGGAGCAGAAGUUUGUUGAAGAGCAGGCGAAUUUCUGGGCGUCUUUAUGAAAUUCGGGUCCAUCCAAUCCAGAGCUUAAACAAGGAAGCUUCUCAAACGACGGGUUUAAUGGGGGUCAAUAAACCGCCCUCGACACAUUCCAGCGCCACCGACUCUGCCAUGCCUGGCAUCUGCAAGGAUCUUGUCAGCCAAUCGUUGGCUCGUCUGCGUAGUAGCAGGAGCGCCGAGGAGAGCUUAGCUGACAGGCUGGCCUCUGACAUGUACCUGGUGUACACCGCCAUCCAAACCAUAUCCAGCGAUUAUGAUCAUUUGGAUGAUGAGAGCCAGGAAAAUGUGUUUGUUUGCAGCACCCAGUCUCAAACUCAGCUUAUCAAGGCCAGCGCUGCUGUGGAGAGUGGAGUUUUUGUCCUCCUGCAGUGGUUAACCAGCGUGAAACCGUCCUCUGGUUUGCUCUACACGCUCGCAGAGGACCUCAAGGGCCAAGUUAAGAAGAUGGGGGGGCUCCUUCAGCUGUUAAUUCAGGGCUGCGAGUCUGAAAUCACAUCCAUGGUGACGGAGGCACGGCGGAAGAGCGGCCAGUGCGCGGACGCGCUCAUGCUGACGCUCGGCCACUUGGCAGCGGUGACAUCCACGCAGCUCAACGCGCUGGAGCUGGGCGCCCAGGCCAUGGGCAAGCCAUCGGUCAUUGUGAAUCUUCAAAAUGGAGUGAAUAAAGGCGUCUGCUCACUCUUGGAGGACAACCUCGGAGUCACCAGGGAAAUGCUGCGGGAGGCUCAGCUGGCGUAUCCAAGGAAUCCCAUCCUCAAAUCCCUGAAAUCAAAAACAUUGGAUUUGGCUCGUUCUUUGCAGAACUACAUGCAUCACCUGCUCAUGGAGAGAGAGAAUUCAGCUGAGGUCGUGGACGAAGCCAAAGAAGACCAGUCGACCUUGCAGACACUCAAAUCUGCAGCAAACAAGCUGUUUGAACUGAAGCAGGAGGUCCAACUCUUGAACUCUUCUCUGUCCAGCACUCUGCGAGGUAAAGAGUGCGAUGCCACCAGCUACAAAGAUCAGAUCACUUCCUCGGCCAAGACUGUGGAUGAGCUGAUCAUGUCCGAAAAGGAAGAUGGGAUGAGUUCCUUGCAUCAUCCGACGGAUCAGAACUUCAUGGCUGCCAGAGAUGAUCUCCACUGCGCCUUACAGUCCCUGCUGGCUACUUGGGAUCUCCAGGAGGAGUUGCAGAACACAGGUUCAACUGAUUUGGAACAAAGUUCCUCUGAAAAGAUGUCGCUCAAAGAAACUUCUUACUCCUCAAGUCGAUUUGCUAGUUCAAUGCAGCAGCGUCCUCUUGGUGUGUUGUCUAAAAGCAGCCCGCAUUGGGUUUAACACACCUCUGUGGGUUUACUGUAUAACUGAGCUAUUGCACAAGUGAAAAUAAUGUCAGUACCAUUUUGUUCUACUUUUUUAUCUCAAUUUUGUGGGCUGCAUAAGAGUUUUUAUCUAUGAGAUUUUGAUGGCAAGGCAUGUAGUAACAUUUAAAGCAUCACCUGAAGCACUCUUCACGUCUUCGUCACAGACUUUCAAAUGUUGUACGCAUCUCACAAAAUAAAUUAUUUAGUUUAGUGUUUAUGCUUUUAUUUUGGCACUUUCCAGCUUAGGACGGCCAAAAAGUGCUCACCGGAGCCGACUAGCCAGUCAAAGGAAGUGAGUCAGUGAACCUUAUCUCCCUGUUUACGUUUGCUUUGAUUGGAAAAAAUGCAGCCAAGUAGGAAGAAGUUGAAAACCAAGCUGGCAUUUUGGGACAACUCUUGUGAUAAGAUGGAAGAUUACCCGGCAUCCGAAUAAACACUUUCCAAGUAGUCCGAGUCCAAGUCUAAUGUCAAAGGUUUUUUUCAUUCUCAGUGACUUGCUUUUUGAUUUGUUCUAGAUAAAUGUAAGAGGUUGCUUUGGAUGACUGUGCCCAUGAUGUUUGUAGUAUAAUGUGCCAAAAAAAAACCAUUUCUACGGACGUCUGAUUCUCACGACUGAGCCACUGCUUCUCUAAAUUCAAAGAUGGAUGUGAUGAUAAGGAAUUGGAUGCACAGUUUGUAUAUUUUUGUAGUCAAAUGUACCUCUGGUGGUUAUUGAAAGGGAAGUAUGGAGAUUAUAAUCUUGCAAAA
This is a messenger RNA of Synchiropus splendidus (mandarinfish), 5695 nucleotides long. RefSeq names its product kinesin family member 14 (gene kif14). Gene Ontology annotation, biological process: microtubule-based movement. Gene Ontology annotation, molecular function: microtubule binding; microtubule motor activity; ATP binding. Lineage: Eukaryota; Metazoa; Chordata; Actinopteri; Syngnathiformes; Callionymidae. The transcript is spliced from 29 exons. Bases 156 to 4922 code for a protein of 1588 amino acids. The record is from RefSeq and is a predicted model, not a curated record.